Acanthosepion pharaonis is the source of this 477-nucleotide messenger RNA. The record is from the annotation of a GenBank genome assembly. Lineage: Eukaryota; Metazoa; Mollusca; Cephalopoda; Sepiida; Sepiidae.
AUGAAAGAAAAUCUAUCUAUCUAUCUAUCUAUCACACGACAUGUUAUUUCUCCUCUCAAAAGCAUAUUUAUCUUUUUCAAUCUUUGUCUGUCUAUAAAUCAUCGACUCAAAUUUCUCGUUUUUUUUUCAUAUCUAUCUAUCUAUUUAUCUAUCUAUCUAUCUAUUUAUCUAUCUAUCUAUCUAUCUAUCUAUCUAUCUAUCAAAGAAGAAGAAGAAGAUGAUGAUGAUGAUGAUGAUGAUGAUGAAGUGGUAAAUGGACGCUGUCGUCAUUUUUCAUCUCUAUACCGUCUUUAUUUCACCUUUCUAUUUUUACAUCUCUUUUUGUUUUUGACUUUCUACUCUUACUCUUUCUCGUCCUUCAUUUCCUUUGAUUUGUUUUACUCUCCUUCUUUCUUUCUUUCUGUUUGUCUUUCUUUCUUGCUUUCUUUGUCUUUGUCGUUUAUAUUUUUAUUAUUUAUUCUGUCUUUUUCACUUUAA